This is a messenger RNA of Eriocheir sinensis (Chinese mitten crab), 5913 nucleotides long. RefSeq names its product endonuclease/exonuclease/phosphatase family domain-containing protein 1-like. Gene Ontology annotation, molecular function: DNA binding. Lineage: Eukaryota; Metazoa; Arthropoda; Malacostraca; Decapoda; Varunidae. Gene Ontology annotation, cellular component: plasma membrane. The coding region runs from base 368 to 2302 and encodes 644 amino acids. The record is from RefSeq and is a predicted model, not a curated record. Gene Ontology annotation, biological process: DNA repair. The transcript has 15 exons.
GUGUUGCUUCUUGCUUGCUGGAAAAAUCGGAUUAUUGUUGAAAGUUGCCUUCAUACUUAUUCAUGUUAUAUGCUGUAAAAUAUAACAGUCUUGUUGUGGGCAAUGUGUGUUAUGGAAGUUUUUUUUGGUAUAAAAUAGAAGUUCAAGACUUGGAACUAAACCAAUUGUUCAUUUUGAAACUACAGAAGUUGCCUGUGUGCUUGGUGGAGUGACUGAAAGGAGGCACAAUGAAGAGAUGAUGACGCUUGCCCUGAGGAAAUCAGUUAGUGACCUUUCUCCAACAAGGCAAGUUGUCACCACAUCGUCUUUAUGACACUCAAGAAAAGUAUCAGAGGCUUAGCUACAACUCCUAUGAGGUAAAGGCAGAAUGGGCCAGUGCACCAGUGGGGAGCUUCCUCCGCCCACCACUGAUGGAGUUGACGCACAGCUAACUCAGCAAGCAGAGCACAACACUAAUGGCUCGCCAGAAGAGUCCCCGAUCAAGAAGACUGCCAGCACCAAGUCCUCGCGGCGAAGCUCGUGGUCUGCUAAAUUUGGCAAAAAGACCAAGGGAAAAGACUUAUCCGCAGCAUUUAAUUUAUAUGAUUAUGACUAUAAGAAAAACUUACUGAAUAUAAACACUGCCGCUGAAGAAGAAUUAAUGAUCCUUCCUGGAGUGACGAGAUGUGUGGCCAGAAACAUAGUCGAGUACCGAACAGCGAUUGGAGGAUUUCGACGUGUGGAAGACCUCGCCCUCGUGUCUGGUGUGGGUGCCGUCCGCCUCCAGUCCUUCAGGUGUGACAUCACCGUGAAGAGGCGCUCAUCAAGUCGUUCAUCAUCCAGAACACAAAGCAUAGAUUCUCUUCCAAGCUGUGAAUCAGGACGGUCACAGAGGUCACAGCAGUCCCAGGGUGGCCGCAGCUUCCAUGGGUCACCACUCCGAGCCAUUAAUGUCAAUACUGCAUCCAUCUUUGAUUUGAUGAACAUUCGUGGCAUGAAUCAGGAACUGGCGGCCAACAUUGUGGAGUACAGGGAAAGAAAAGGUCCUUUCAAGAGAAUUGACGAACUGAUAAAAGUCAAAGGAGUCUCAGGUCGUGUUCUCAGCACCCUGAAGAUGUACCUUACGGUCAACAAUGUUCCUCCGGCCUCUCCUCCUGUUAACGAUGCAAUCUCAGUAGCAAGCUGUAGUAAAGUGUCCCCACGUAAUCUUAAUGGCAGGUUGGCUGGUCACCGAAGGACGUGCUCCGCCCCGCUUAACAACAGUGGAGAGUGCAUUGAGCCACCAUCUCUGGACUUAAGGGGAGUGUCCCCAAAAGUUUCGGUUGACUUCAGUGCAGACAUAUUUGAACUCCUAUCCUUAAGAUCUGAGCGCCCGGUUGUAAGAGAUGUAUUUAUUGGGAAAUAUCAAGGCCAGCCAGCCAUCAGAGUUGCUUCUUGGAACCUACAGCAGUUAACAAGGGAAAAGAUUUCCAACCCUGGUGUUUUAGAAGUUGUUUGUCGCACCAUCCUGGAAAACGGGUUCAGUUUUGUUGCCAUUCAAGAAGUUGUCAGCAAAGAUGUUCUCGAAAAGAUAUGUUGUGAACUGAAUCACAGCAGCCUGCGUCGUGUUCGGGAAUGGACUGGAGCCAAGGGAGAGUGGAGGUGGCAGGUUUCAGAAGAAACUGUUGGUAACAUGUCACAGGGGCCUGAGUAUGCAGCCUUCAUAUACAAUGUGGAGCACGGCCUCCAGCUGCUGUCUGCGUCCCUCCUCAGCAUCCAGAGCAACAAUGGCAGCUCUUUCUCUACAAAACCUUACCUGGGUUACUUCAAGGUCCAAGACUUUGAAUUUGUUGUGAUAAAUCUUCAUAUAAAUGGAAGAAGGCUAGCUCAGACCAUUGGGCCGGACAUCCAGGUUAACUCCAGAGAGAUUGAGGACGGCAGCCCAAGUCACAAGGUGUCCCAGCUGGCCCCUCUUGUGGCUGCCCUCAGGGAAAGGCUUGUUACUGAAAGGAACAUCAUUCUCCUGGGAGACUUUGGCAUGAAUUCUGAUGAUGAUGCCUUUGAUAUAUUGCGAGAAAACUCCUACACCAACGUAGUUCCACCAGAUACCGUUACAAGUGUGUCUAGUGACUCACUUUGUUAUGACAACAUUUGGCUCAAUCCAUGUAUCAAUGCCUUAAAUACAGGACACUGGGGGAUAGUUAAUGAAGGUCUGAGUCAUCUGGCCAUCCCCUUGGGCUGGGGCUGGGGAGGAACAGUAAGUGACCACUGCCCACUCUAUUGUGAUCUCUACUGCCUCAAUGUGUGCCCGGCUUACCAAUAUGAAGAUGGAGGAGAGGCCUAGUGCAAACAUGUAAGCUAUAGCAGUUUUUUUCUUUACAUUUCCACUUCCAGUGUAAUAAUUUUUCUGGCAGUUACCUUGGAAACCAAAGAACUUAUGUCAUAAGAAUGGAGAUGUAGAAAUAUGAAUUAUUUAGAAAUUAUUCACUUAUGUAGAUAUUAUUUUGUCUGCUAUAGACAUAAGUCUAUGCAGCCAAAUUUUGCUAUGCAGGGAUUUAAUUUCUGGCCUAACAACUUUUACACCUAGAUUGAGUGAACUUAAAUAGAUUAGGGGAUGGCAUUAAGAAGCUUAACUUGCACUAAAAGACAGAAUGAACUGCUGUUGACUCUUGAAACAAGUCCAAUUUCAAUCAUUUGAACAGAAAUUUUAGAUAUGCAUUUCCUUGUGUAGGAGAUAUUUCAAACUACUACUUGGAGAAACAAGAGAGAGAGUCACACUCUGGCAUGCUGAGGAUAAAAAGCAGAGAAACAGUCACUCAUUCCGAGUCUUUCAGACUUACAAGUGCCGUUCUACGUUUAGUUUGAGUGGACUAUCAUCUUGAUUCUUGUCAUGCUGAGCAUUGGUGUUUAGUAACUUUUAUUAGUAUUAUGCCUAGAUUGUCUAAAAACAGGGUAAGUAUAAAAAGUCAUUGCCAGUCAAAGUUAUUUGUACUAAUUUACAUGAAAAACAUAAUUGAAAAGGAACAGCAGAGCAAAGUGCAACUGUAUCAAUGACUAAUUAUUUUUUUUCCAGUUGGUACUUUUAAUGUUGAGUAAUAAGAUUUAAAAGUGUCAUCAGAGUGAUAAGCUUCUGCUCCAGACUUUUUGCUGCAGCUUCAAGCUUUAAUGUUUUGGCCUAAGACUAAAUUUUAUUAGUUUUAAAGAUUUAUAUAAAAGUAUAGAUGAGUAUAAGGAGUGCUUCCUAAAUAAUGUAUACUUAAAUACAUAAUAAAUAAUAGUAUUAAUACCUAGUAAAAAUUCCAAUGAAAAUAGUAAUAUUGAUAUAAUAACAGCAAUAAUUUAUUUUUAAUAUUACUAUUUUUUAAAUGUUGUAUUUUUUCAAAGUUUAUGAUUAUUAUCAGAAUUAGAAUGACGAAUGUUAUUAGCAUAUUUAUUAUUAUUAUUAUUAUUAUUAUUAUCAUUAUUAUUAUUAUUGUCGCUAUUGAAAGUUAUUGUUAUUAUAUUAUUAUUAUUGCUGGUAAAUGGCAAGGGAAACAUGGGCAGCUAGCCAAGUAGGUUAUUCCUCAUAAGGUUCAUCCUCAAGGCCUUCCUCAGAGGACUGUAACCCUCUUGAGAAAGCCAUUGUGGGCAAAACUUAUCAGGACCAAACUACUCGAACCUAUCUGCCCUUUUUUUCCUCUCCACUUACCUUCACUUGUCACAAAAUCUGCAUAGUAUUAUUUUUAUUUAUAUUAUACAUUAUUUUCAUGACUAGUAUUUACAUUAUUUUUAUCAACAUAAUUUUUGUCAUUAAAACAAUCGUCAUCAUUCUGUGUCACUGUGCUGCAUUUAUAGUCCUUGCCGGGGCCUGCGCAGGAGUGAGGCUCGUUUCAGUGUUAGGUUGUCCCUUCUCAGACUUGGGUGUUCUGUCUUCUAACUCUUAUCCUAUUGUAAUUUUUUUUAACUCAGGCCACCCUACCUUUUUAUCCUAUGUUUAUAGUGAAUUUUGAUGAUGAUGAUGAUGAAUUAUUUUUAUUAGUAAACAUGUGAGGUUGUUUCUUUCUUGGGCUGCUAAUUUAUAUAUUAUCAGUUCACAAGGCCAGAACAAGUUGAUAGUCUAUAUAUUAAGACAUCACAUAUGCACAUUUCAUAGAUGCUCACGCUGCAUAUUGUAUUGUGUUCUAAAAUUUGCCUGUGAUAUGUAAUGCUGAGUCCAGUAGCAGUUUACCUAGAAAAAAAAAUAGCCUGUGCCUUCAGAAUUUGUAGUGCAGCACAGUAACUCAUGUGUGUAUGCAAGUUGUGAUAUGUUUACAGCUUGGGAGGAAAGGAGUAGCUGAGAACUAUCAUUUUGCAACUUAGGGUGUAGGUCUUUUUUUUUUUAAGACAGUAAAAAGGGAGAAUAUCUGUUCAUCAAGUUCAGGGCUCUGAGAACACCACACUGAAAUGAAAAUUGUGAAGUUUCUCCUCAAGUACCUUUUACAGUAGUGUGUAGAAAUGGCUGGUUGUAAUGUUUUUGGUAGUACUGAGGACAGUUGAUGACACUAGAGGUGCAUUUACUAUUAGACUUUCCACACAUUUAUUCUUUCACUCUUACCACAAGUUGAAAUUCUUCUGCUGUGCUGCAUGCCAUUUACCUGACUAGUGACUAAUCAGUAUUGCAUUUGUGCUUCAUGAAGGCAAUAUAUUUGGCCAAACAUUCAUGAAAUAAAUUAAGUAUUUAUUUCUUAAAUUCAUUAAAAUAAUUAGUAUUACAUGUUACCAUUUUAUUUUUUACUUAUGUGUUUUCAUUUGAAGUUAAUUAAUAGAAUUUUUGGGGGGUGGAUUCUUUUCUCAUAAAUGGAGAGAGAGGAAGGAUUGUUUUGAGCAGGAGAAACAUGCCCAAACGGAAGCAUUUUGUGGUCUUAAACACAAUACUUGUACAUGAUGUCACUCAACUAUUUCAUUAGAGGUUAGUAGUUAUCCAAAUUUAUCAUAUAAUACAAUAAUAGUUACAUAAGUGCACUAAACAUCAUGUCAGGUAUAACAUGGUUAUGUUAUUUAUUUGACCCUUACCUUCCUUUCCUGGGCCUAGUUGUCCACCCUAGUACGUAUAUCAAUUGUGGGAUUGAAUUGCUUUACAAAGUGAAAGUGUUCUUUACAGUUCAUAGAGGUGUGUUUAGUGUUCCUUUACCAGUCGUUGUGAUCUGAAUGAGUUAUUUUGGGGUAAUUUUGUAUACCCAAAUAAUCUGCAUUCUAGCCCUUGCAUUGUCUUUGUAUCACUGUUUACAGCUUAGCAAGAUUUUAUUUGUGUACUUAAUUGUCCUGAGGAAUAUUCUACUUACUUAUAUUAAGACACAGCUGAAUAAUGUUACCUUGUUUGUGUAAAUAAUAGUUUAAACUGAUGUGUGCAUAUAAAGAUGCAUGUAUCAGAUUCUGGUGCCUUGAUUGUAGGGAGCGUUCCGUUCACAAUAGUGUGUUCAUAUUUUGUUGUCUUUAAAGAAUAUAAAGAAAGAUUAACUGCCAGAUAACAAUAAAAUGUACUGGUUGUUAGUUUGUCAACCACUGGCCUAAAUAUAUUAUAUUGCUCAAGAACUUGAAUCUGACUUAUGUAUAUGACAAUACCUAGACCAUAAUGUUGUGCAGGAGGUAAAGGUAAAUUUUUACUGAGAGGCACCAUGAGUAUGAUCACAUGCUCUGUGGUCUGUGCAGCUUGUGAUAUUUGGUGCUUCAUUUUAGUUGCAGUAUAAAUCAUGUGCAACACUAGCCUUAGGGAUGUACAAACUUUCCUAUGUUUCUAAAGAUAUUCUGCUUUUAGGGUUGUGUACAUACUGUAAUAUAAUUUGUUAACCAAGAAGUAUUUUAUAGAGCAAGCAAAUUUUGCUAGCUACAAAUGUUAGCUUUCAGCAUCACUCCAGUACAUCUCACAGAUUGAAUGAGACUGAGCAAAAAGAAAUAAUGUCAAGAGUUUACUAAAUAAAACUCUUCAACCCCAAAAUA